Molecule: messenger RNA, 1230 nt
Organism: Sipha flava (yellow sugarcane aphid)
Lineage: Eukaryota; Metazoa; Arthropoda; Insecta; Hemiptera; Aphididae
Product: metalloendopeptidase OMA1, mitochondrial-like
Exons: 2
Coding region: 1-1230 (409 amino acids)
Biological process (GO): protein quality control for misfolded or incompletely synthesized proteins; mitochondrial protein processing
Cellular component (GO): mitochondrial inner membrane
Molecular function (GO): metalloendopeptidase activity
Source: RefSeq, a predicted model, not a curated record
AUGUUCCGGUCUUUAUUUAAAAAAAAUUUGCCUUCGAUCAUGCGAUUCAGAUCAUUGAAAAAUUGCCAAGAUCAUCGAAUGAUGAGCAGCAUGGCAUUAAGAAGACCAUACCCAAUGUCGGAAUGGCAAAAGCGCCACUUUGAACAACCGAGUUUCGGCCACCGCGUGACCUGUUCCCGCGGAAUAUUGACGGACGCCAGUAUAGUGAUUCCCGUGCUCAAAGGGAUCGGAGCCUUAACAGGAUGGGUGAUACGGAAAUGGUGGUCCAGGCAGAACGACAACAAGAAGCGCCAGUACCGGGAGAAGGCGGAAAACAAUAAAAAGACCCUGUUUAGUGGCAUGGCGCUCACGGCGUGUCUGUGCUCCGCGGUAAUAUUGCACAACGUCGAACGGGACCCGAUCACGGGCCAGCUGAUCUUGUGCCUAUACAAUGACAGCACGAUAGCCGAAAUUAGCAAAAGGAAUUGGCUAUACUUGAUGACCAUUACCGGGAGGGAUCUGAGGAACCACGACGGGAACAAGUACAACCGCGUACAACUCAUAACUAGGCAGCUGUUGGAGGCAAACUCACAGUUUACCGCGAUCCGGGACAUUCGUUGGUCGCUCUACACGGAGGAUAACGACGAACCGAACGCGUUCGCAUUGCCUUUUGGGUUGGUGUACAUUAGCAGCAGCUUGAUGGAUAUGACUAACGACGAUCAACUGGGUAUCAUCAUCGGCCACGAGAUUUCCCAUAUCAUGCUGCGCCACACCAACCGUCAGUGGAGCCAGGAUAUGUUGUUGGACAUCUUCCAGAUAGUGGCCAACGUGGUCGCCUGGACGCUGCUGCCUGCAUUUUCCGCGUUUACUUUAUUCAUGUUGGGUGGAGCCACGAUGAAGUUGUUAUGUUUCCAAAUGCCACUCUCGAGGCGCAUGGAGAAAGAGGCUGACGAAAUCGGAUUCAUGAUGGCCGCGCGAGCCUGCGUGGACAUCACGCAAGGCCCAAAGCUGUGGACUUCCUGGGCCGACGCUAAUGAACGGUCGUUUCCCCAUAGCCGCACCUUUUGGUGGCUACAUACUCACCCGACACACCGAAGCCGAGCGGAACACCUGAACCAACUAAUGAAUGAGGCUCGAAAACUGCAGAAAUUAGCCAAUUGCCACGCCACGUUUCUUAACACCAUUGAUAGUAAAUACUGUAGAUUGCACACUGGUCGGUUUUUCGAUGAUGUGAAAAUGAAAUUCCCAUAG